Molecule: messenger RNA, 5111 nt
Organism: Phascolarctos cinereus (koala)
Lineage: Eukaryota; Metazoa; Chordata; Mammalia; Diprotodontia; Phascolarctidae
Source: RefSeq, a predicted model, not a curated record
CACUUAACCCCAUUGCCUAGCCAAAAAGCAAGAAAAAAGAAAAGAAUUAAGAGAUUCGCCCAAGGUGGCGUUUUCUUCUCUUGAUGCUUUUGCCACAUUCACAAAUCCGAUCCCAUGGAUGUGGGCGCUAUCUGCUAUCUUCUUUGUGACCCUUCACAUCAUGCAGAUCAGCCACAGGAUGUCCAUCUACCCAUUUUGCUUCAGGCCAACCUCAAGUUCAGUCAUUUAACAGACAUUAAAAUACCUAGUGUGUGCCAAAAGCUGGGGGGUGCAGAGACAAAAAUGAAGUAGGCCUUGUCUUCAAGGAGCUUAUUUUCUAGGUUGGGGCCACUGUACACAUGAAUGAGGGGAGCCGGGAGGAGGAGAAGCCAGCGCUGGAGGAAUUGAGUGUGACCCAGACUAUGACUGCCUCCAAAGAAUUAGAGAUGAGAAUUGGCCGGAGGGCAGUGGAGAGGCCUGUGGGGGGGGGAAUAUUUAGAAACUCUUAAGAAUAGGAGUAAAGGAACCCCGUGGAAAAGUGCACGGACAGCCAGAGAAGAAUGCAGACUUAGAAGUGGACAAAGAGCUCAGCUGGAUGCACACCCUUUUUACCAAGGAGGUUGUCCCUCCAGCCUAUUCCAGAGAGGAAGAUUCCCAGCCGGUAUCUAGGCCAGCCCAGCCCCUUUACACACCCACACCUUCUCAGACCAGGCGAGGUGACCCCAGGACUGUCCCAAGUGGAGUAUGCUCUGCGCAGACACAAACUGAUGGCUUUGAUCCAGAAGGAAGCCCAAGGCCAGGCUGGGACAGACCAGGCAGUGGUCUUGCUCUCCAAUCCCACGUUCUACAUGAGCAAUGACAUCCCCUAUACCUUCCACCAAGACAACAACUUCCUGUACCUCUGUGGAUUCCAGGAGCCUGACAGCAUCCUGGUCCUUCAGAGCCUUCCUGGCAAGGAGCUCCCUGCCCACAGAGCCGUGCUCUUUGUCCCUCGGAGGGAUCCCGGCCGGGAGCUCUGGGACGGGCCACGCUCGGGGGCUGACGGAGCCGUGGCUCUCACUGGUGUGGAUGAAGCUUUCCCUCUGGAGGAGUUCAGGCAUCUGCUCCCCAAACUGAAAGGUUUCCUGUUGGAAGCGGAGACGAGUACGGUUUGGUAUGACUGGACCAAACCCUCCCAUGCCCAGCUACAUUCUGACUACAUGAAGCCUGUGACAGAGGCCAAGGCCGGCAGCAGGAACAGGGUGCGAGCUGUCCGGCACCUGGUCCAGCGCCUCCGGCUCAUCAAAUCCCCUGCCGAGAUAGCGCUCCUGCAGGGCGCUGGGCGGCUGACAUCCCAGGCUUUUAUAGAGACCAUGUUUGCUAGCAAAGCCCCAGUGGAUGAAGCAUUUCUUUAUGCAAAGUUUGAAUUUGAGUGUCGGUCUCGGGGUGCAGACAUCUUGGCCUACCCGCCUGUGAUCGCCGGGGGUAACCGGUCUAAUACUUUGCACUAUGUAAAGAACAACCAGAUCAUUAAGGAUGGGGAGAUGGUGCUGCUGGACGGAGGCUGUGAAUCUGCUGGCUACACGAGCGAUAUUACCCGCACCUGGCCGGUCAAUGGAAGGUUCUCUGCAGCCCAGGCGGACCUCUAUGAAGCUGUGCUGGACAUCCAGAAGGCAUGCUUGGCCCUCUGCCGCCCCGGCAAGAGCCUGGAGAACAUUUACAAUCACAUGCUGGCUCUGGUAGGGCAGAAGCUGCAGGAGCUCGGGGUGGUGACCGGCCUCCGAGCCUACGGUGUGACCAAGGCAGCUCGGAAAUACUGCCCCCAUCACGUCGGCCAUUACCUCGGCAUGGAUGUCCAUGACACGCCAGACAUGUCCCGCUCACUGCCCCUCCAGCCCGGCAUGGUGGUCACCAUCGAGCCAGGCAUCUACGUUCCUGAAGAUGACGAUGACGCCUCCGAGAGGUUCCGAGGUCUCGGCGUGCGCAUUGAGGAUGACGUCGUGGUGACAGAGGACUUGCCACUCAUCCUGUCUGCUGAUUGCCCUAAAGAGAUGCGCCAUGUUGAGCGCAUCUGUGACCGGGGCUCUUGACCUGAUGUCUGGGCAGACCUGUGCGCCUGUAUCCAUACCACACGCCUCAAGGGUCCUCCGUGGAUGUGCAUAUGCAUAUAUUCUCGAGUAUGUGUUUGUGCAUGUAUACGUCUAUGCAUACAUGCACAUAUGUGUGUGUGUGUAUAGACAUGUACACACACAUAUAUAUUGGUAUAUACUUCCUUAUCUGGGAGUCAGGGGGGAGUCUUUAUGCGGACAUUUUCCUUUUAUACUUGGGAAGCCUGAAGAGGGAUUAUUCAGCUAUACAUGAACACAGCUCUGGAAAGAGGAGGAAUCAUCUACACACCGAUAGUGAUUUAGGCUGGCGCAAGGUUUAAAGGUAGAGGGUGGGUGAGGCGUACCCAUAGCUUUAAUUAGUAAAUGGUUUAUUGUCAAAGGCAGAAAAGAGAGGCCCACAUCCUGCCCUCCCGAUUAAGCCCUCUGUGUUCCUGCUUCCAGCAACCCCAUGGCUACGGCUUCUUCGUGGUGUGUUUUUUGAGUGUUCACCAUCUGAACCUGCCCAGUCGUUGACGUAGAGAUCAGGUGCUUAGUGUAGCCUUCCUCUCUCCUCUGGGUCUUCAGCCAAGGGCAUGGGGCCUGAUCCCUGCUGUUGCCCACAGUUCACACCCAGAAGCCCUCAGCUGGCUGCUCUAUUUGCCUGACUUUGGUUGACUCUGCUGGUGUGGCUACAACCUCAGUGCGUGUGAAGGUUCAGAGUCCAUUCUGGCUGCUCCUGUGGCUUAGAGGGCAGGAGAGGCGCUUGGUUCUGGGCAGACCCUGAAAAGCCGCACCCUCCCUCACCUUCUCAUGCCUUCCUGUAGCUAACCCUGCCCCAAGUGCUUCCCAUUCCUUGGUAACGUUGCCUCUCUUCCCUGGCCGACUAUCACAGUGAUGUGACCGGCCCCCUCCCUGAGGCUGCAGGGGAGACUCGCUGUCUCUCCCACCAUUUGCUAUAGGGCAGUGCUAAUGUCCAUAAAGCCUCUGAUGAGCCGUCAGCUGUCCUGGCUCUUAUCGAGGCACACCUAGCUCUGGCCUUGGUGCUGGGGCCCGGCAAGGGAGGAAGCAUUAGGAAAGGGUUAAGAGUCAGUUCAAAAAUCAAAGCCCGAGCUUCAAAAAGUGCCAGUAAAAGGGCCAUGGAUUGUUUAAUAAACACGUCAGGGCAGUGAGGUUGAGAAGUAACACCCUUUGUGGCGUGCUGGAAGGGUGCCUAUCUGAUAGGACUGGAGAGAGAUACGGAGGAAGCCAAGGGCAGGCGCUCCAUCAGGAGGCAAGGAUAAUGUUACAAAGCCAAAGUGUUACAAAUUAUAUCCGGGCUGCCCUUCCCCCCACCCCCUCUGAGAUGGGGCCCAUGGUGGCUGGACAGCUGGAGCAGGUGUCCGCAAGGAGGCCCAGAGAACCAAGAUGUCCCUUUGCAGCCCUGACCCCUUGCACGCACGCACACACUCCCUCACCCGGGCCCCAACUUGGGUCUACCAUUGCUCACUUUUAAGUGUAGAAAAUGUGAUGAGCAAGGCAGAAGGGCUUCUGUUACCCGGGGUCCUUGAAUAAAAGAUUGCCUUUUCUUUCUACAUAGCAUUCCUUGUAAAAGAACACAUAGUAACAAAUCUUCGACUUUCUAGCUAAGAAACCAGCCAGUCUUGGGCUCAACGCUUGCUUGCAUUUGACACUUAACCUCCUCCUUCCCCAAAAAGAAACUUUCACGUCACUGGGGACUUGCAUCUGGACGCUAGAGCCCCAAGUGUGCCUUCUAGCAGAUUUGGGGGGGGGGGGCGGGCAUGCUGCUGGGCCAUUGUUCAGUCCCUGAAUCCCACCCAGAUCCUUCUGGAUACUUGAACUGAGCGACCGAUGCUCCCAAGGUCAGAGUCCCAAGCACAGUUGCCUCAAAGACUUACAGAACAGGUGUCUGGCCUUGCUGGGUUUGGGAAUUGGAAAGCAGACAGUUGUUCCACCUCGGGUACGGCCUAGUGCAUCCCAGAAAAAUUCAUCCUCCAGCCAGCAAAGUGUUCCAUCCUUUCCACGUUCACCCACACCCCCAAGUGAAAACUUGGUUGGGCAGUGACAGGAAAGAAACUCAAUUCUGUUUUCUGCUCCUUUUUCUUUCCUAAGUGGAGGUUGAGGAAGCUUUGAGGGACAACAUGCGUUGACACACAGUGAGGUUGUUAUUUCAAGGUGGCUAGUGCUACUUGUAUUGAAAAGAAUCUGGUUUUUUCCUUCUUGGUUUCUGGGUGAAGAGAGGAGAAGGCAGCAGCCUCGUUGCUGGGGCAUCACCGUUAGGUGGGUGACCUUUGUAAUAUGUCUGAUCUCCAAGCACCGGUGUUGGCAGUUAUUCUAAAGAGUGCUGAAAGGGAAGGACUGUGUGUCACGCAGCCUCCCCUCUUCACCGAGAGCAGGAGUCAUUUUAAGAUGUAUCAGAACCUAUCCUCAAAGCAGCUUGGUGAAUCCCUCAGGGAGUUAGGACCUUUUUGGCUUCAACCACCGAUAGCUCCUCUGCUUUUCCCAUGGUAGCAGAAAGAAGGGCCAGCAGUAACAAAGAGGAAGUCAGGAGAGGGCGUGGGGUUUGGGGGGCUUUUGGAUUUGGGUCUUCAUUUCUGGCCUUUAAACAGUGUUAAAGUCAGACUGGGGCCUUUGGCUUGAGGGUGGUGUCCCUUUAAGCUGAUGACUGCUCCGGUGCUGAUCUAGGCCCAUCCUUAACUGGAACAGGAGAGAAAGGUUGGAUCACGGAAUACCUCAUGCAUCCCUUGGGGGAAGACUCUGUCUCUUCUCUUAUUCCAAGGCCCUUCCCAAAUUCACAGAAUAACUGUUCCUGACUGCCCUCUGCUUCCUGCCGCCCCGGGGAAAUCAAGGCAGAUUCAUGGUAGGGAAUAGCAUCGGUCUCCUCGUGGGGUAGCUGAUCUCAACCAGCAUUCUGACAGUUUUGUGAGCUUGCCGUAUGUGCUGUGAAUGUUGAAUUUGGAUAAAAUGCUGUUACUUUGUAAAGACUUGCCUGCCCAGAUACCAGGUACCAACAAGGGAAAACCGUUGGUGCUGGUGUUUAAAAAAUAAACUGCCACGUGCUGUCUGCUG